CGUGAUUUCUUCACCUGUGCCCAGCCUAUUUAUAUCUUUAGUUAAGUGGAGCCGCCGCGCACAUUUAGGUUUUAUCAUAAGUAUUCCUCUAGCAAACUUUUAGACCGGUAUUUAGGUAUAUUUAACAAAUAUCGGCUGUUGUUUUAUUUGUCUGUGCGGCGUUAAAGUGCGUCUUUCAUCUCCUACUGUGUGGACUUCGACCUCGUUGAGACACCUGUCAGAAACAAGGAAGUGUCCUACUACAGGCUGCUUGUUUAUGAAGCUGAAAAGGCUUGUUUUUUUUAUUCUUGCUGUAGAGAAACAGUAGUUUUAUUCUUGAUGCUGAACGUUUAAAGCAAUCUGGGUCGAUCACUGCUGUCUAAACGGAUAAAGCUGCUUUCCAAUCUGCCCCGGAAAAAAAGAUGAACGGCUUGGACAUGGAUUCAGCGUCCGAAAAUAACUCGAUCGUUCACCUGGAUGAACCAAUUCUUCCGGAGAACAUCACCAUCAUUCGGAACAGUAAUGGGUCCCUGGUCGAGGGUGAGAUGUUCCUGAACACAGUGACUGCUCAGGCCGUGUCUGGGAUCUUUGUCUGGUCCGCCUUGCUCAUAACAUGCCACCAGAUCUACACACACCUCAAGUCCUACACUGUCCCCAAUGAGCAGCGCUACAUCAUCCGCAUUUUGUUUAUAGUGCCAGUUUAUUCCUUUGACUCUUGGCUCAGUCUCCUUUUCAUCAGCAACGACCAGUACUAUGUGUAUUUCGAUUCUGUUCGAGAUUGUUAUGAAGCUUUUGUUAUUUACAAUUUCCUGAGUCUGUCCUUCGAGUAUCUUGGAGGAGAGAGCGCAAUCAUGUCUGAGAUUAGAGGGAAGCCUAUACAGUCAAGUUGUUUGUAUGGGACGUGUUGUCUGGUUGGAAUGAGCUACUCCAUCGGCUUUUUAAGAUUCUGCAAACAGGCGACUCUCCAGUUCUGUGUUGUUAAACCCAUCAUGGCAACCAUCACCAUCAUCCUGCAGGCCUUCGGCAAAUAUCACGACGGAGAUUUUAGUGUUAAUGGAGGCUACCUGUACAUCACCAUCAUCUACAAUUUCUCAGUAAGCCUGGCUCUCUAUGCGCUCUUCCUUUUCUUCUUCGCCACAAGUGACCUCCUCAGACCGUAUGAACCAGUGCUGAAAUUUCUCACGAUAAAAUCGGUCAUCUUUCUGUCAUUCUGGCAAGGAAUGGUUCUCGCUAUCCUGGAACGGUGUGGUGUCAUUCCCAAUGCACUUUUCAUCGAAGGACAUGAAGUGGGUGCUGGCACAGUCGCAGCCGGUUGGCAGAACUUCAUCAUUAGCAUCGAAAUGUUCUUUGCUGCCAUUGCACUCAAAUAUGCCUUUACCUGCACAGUCUACCAGGAGAAGAAAAACGAUAUACCAGAGUCUCUCCCCCCAAUGCAAAGCAUCUCCAGCGGCUUAAAGGAAACCAUAAAUCCAGGAGAUAUGGUGCAGGAUGCCAUCCACAACUUCUCCCCAGCCUAUCAGCAGUACACUCAGCAAUCCACACAGGAGGUCACACAGCCCAGCGCUAAUGGAAAAGUGGCCAUGGGCAACAAGAGCUCUCGCAAGUCUGACAAAAUCAUGCUGAUUACAUCAGAUGAUGAGUUCUAGGCAUUUUUCCUGCAAGAGACCCAGGUGCCGGUGCCCUUCCCACCCUUACCUCUAACCCCCUGGGGAAAAAAAGCUGCGUUGGAUCUCUCACAGAGCCGAGUUAAACACAGGCGGUUCAUUUUUACAAGCAAGUAUUUAAGGACGUCCUGCUUCUUUUCUGAAUGAUGAUUUAAUCAAAGGAUGUUUUUCAGGUUUUAAAAGUUUUAAAUUUCCUAGCUGAAUAAGCUGAGAACUGGUCGGUCUCCAUCUUGCUGUGACGAUCUCAAAAAUUACAUGUCAUCUUCACUUCAUCACAAGAGUCAGGAGACAGGCGCUCCCUUUAAAUCAAACCGCCAGAUUUUCAGCUGCGUCCCUGAUGCCGACUUCGUCUCUGCCAUCGCGCCACGGCAGCCUCUCUGGCUGUCUGAAGUGUGUUCCCUCUGAAUCAUGUCACUUUCAAAGAGCAGAUGAUUAAUAUGUGACUCCAGGUGGGAGGCAGGGAAGCAGGCAAUGGCUGAGAAUGGCACUUCAUGGACCGUUACUCACAUCUGCUUGUUUGAAGCGUUUGCCGAGUAUUCCUCAGCAUGGUUUCCUGACAAAUGAAAGGCUUUUGUUCAAAGACGCAUGAGUUUUAGACCAGGCAAUUCAAACUGCAAACUGCUCUUCUCUUUUCUUUGUAUCCACCAUAGCAGGGGCAAAUGAGCUGAACCUGUCUAUACAAAAUAGGAAGCUGGAUAUCCUCAUUUUUCUUAACAGCACAACUAGAUAGCCAUGUAACGGAUGUUGUUUUGUUCUUGUUUUUUUUUUUUUUUCCAGAAAUGGCCUCUCUUGUGUCUAUUUUGUAUAUAGUUUAAUGAUUUAAUUUCAUUGCUAAAUUUAUCCCAUCUUGUUAGGUAUAAGUUAUGACAUAUGUCCACUAGUUGAUUAGUUUUGGUUCUGCAGUUCAGUUUGAUCUGUUUUUGUGAUGAUGUGUAAUUCUAAAACUGUUGAAUCUAUUUAUUUGAAAAAGUUCUGGCCAUUUCAUAAGUUGAACAUGUAUUUAUAAAUUGCACCUUUAAUCUCUAUGUUUUCUUCAGGGACCUUUCUGUGUUUCUUAGUCAUUUUCUUUUCUUUUUUUAUCUUGUGCCAAUGACUUUCUUUUUUUUUUUUUUUUUGAGGCAGUGCAUUCAUUGUUAAUGCAAGUAUGUACAGGGUAGUUUGAAACUGGUGUUAAAUUCAGAUUAAAUUAUUUGUUUUGAAACUUUCC
This is a messenger RNA of Cyprinodon tularosa, 2850 nucleotides long. RefSeq names its product transmembrane protein 184a (gene tmem184a). Lineage: Eukaryota; Metazoa; Chordata; Actinopteri; Cyprinodontiformes; Cyprinodontidae. Gene Ontology annotation, cellular component: early endosome membrane. The transcript has 9 exons. Bases 402 to 1625 code for a protein of 407 amino acids. Gene Ontology annotation, biological process: transport. Gene Ontology annotation, molecular function: transporter activity. The record is from RefSeq and is a predicted model, not a curated record.